AGCAUGUUUGCAAUAAUCUUUCUUCAGGCGCAAUUCCUUGGGAGCUGCCACAAUGGUGCACAAGAUUGUGAUGGUCAGACAUGGAGAGAGCACUUGGAAUCAGGAGAAUAGGUUCUGUGGCUGGUUCGAUGCUGAUCUUAGUGAAAAAGGAGUGCAAGAGGCACAUGCUGCUGGGAAGGCCCUGAAAGAAGCAGGUUACAAAUUUGACCUUGCUCAUACCUCAGUGCUUAAGAGAGCCCAAAACACUUUGGAUGUGAUUCUCGAAGAGAUUGCCCAGACCAACAUCCCUGUUGAGAAGACAUGGCGGCUUAAUGAGAGACACUAUGGAGCUUUAACUGGCUUGAACAAAGCAGAAACUGCUGCAAAGCAUGGAGAAGAACAAGUGAAAAUCUGGAGGAGGAGUUUUGACAUUCCACCUCCACCAAUGGAAGAAUCUCACCCAUACUAUAAAAUCAUUGUGGAAGAUCCCCGCUACAAGGAUGGCCCUUCAAUUGCUGAAUUCCCCAUGUUUGAAUCUCUCAAGCUCACUAUUGAAAGGACCUUGCCAUAUUGGAAUGAUGUCAUUGUACCACAGAUCAAACAAGGAAAGAUGAUGCUCGUUGCUGCCCAUGGGAACAGCCUCCGUGGCAUUGUGAAACACUUGGAUCAGAUGACGGAUGAAGCCAUCAUGCAACUGAAUCUUCCGACGGGGAUCCCAUUCGUCUAUGAACUUGAUGAAAACAUGCAUCCACUGAAAUCCAUGCAAUUCCUUGGGGAUGAGGAGACAGUGCGCAAGGCUAUGGAAGCUGUUGCUGCGCAAGGAAAGGCAAAAUAAAGUUCAAGUCACACCUAUCUUCUCACAGAUCUGGACCAGUGUACUCAUGAAUAUGAAUGUCCUAGUCAGCUUUAGGAUCUCCCUCCUUCCCCCUCAUAAUAUGAUUGUAACUCUUUUGGAAAAAUCACCAUCGACCUGAAUAAGGUAGCAUUGCACCAUCUGAAUGUGUUAGUUGAUUAUAUGUGGCUUUUAGUUUUGAUCUAAGUGCCACUUCCCUGGAGGAAUGUUAAUUGCCUACUUGGCCACUUCAAGUGAGGAAUGUCUACCCACAUGUUGAACUGCCAUCUUAGUUUUGUAGGGAUUUUUCUAAAAUUGUGCAUGCAAUUUUAUUUUGGUGAAUUCUCCAAGCUUGCUGUGAAGUUCCUGUUUCAUUGAAGUUCUUUUCUUUGCAAGGAAUGUCAGUGCAAUAAAAUGGAUUCCACAACCUUAAUUCACUUUAAAUCUCAUGCUUGAUCUGGAAUAUGGCUAAAUUUCAUUCUACUUUAAUGCAGUGUCAUGACAAAAGAGCUAUGUAUGGGCCCAGGAUAUUGAGCAGUAUCACAAGUGAGCUAAAUGCAUGUGCAUAUUUCCUGUUGUAUUAGUUGUGGUUUGGUUUGGAUUAAAACUUGUUUCAGGAAACUUGCUCACCACUAUUAUAUUUCAAAUUGACAGCAACUGGUUUGGUUGAGGUGUAUACGG
This is a messenger RNA of Darwinula stevensoni, 1492 nucleotides long. Lineage: Eukaryota; Metazoa; Arthropoda; Ostracoda; Podocopida; Darwinulidae. The record is from the annotation of a GenBank genome assembly.